AUGUCAGAACCUCAGCACGCCUCAAUCAAAGAUGAACGCCCUUCUGGACAGCCAGCACCUGCCCACUCUAAAUAUAAGAAGUUUGUUCUACCAUUAAUUGGCUUAUUGACUUUGGGGUUUGCCUACAUAAGCCGUUCUACCGGUAAUGCGUCAAAUUCAACCUUUGAGGUCCCUGUUUCUCAACAUUGUGUAAAAUCCAAACCAUACUAUCCGUCGUUCAAUAAGUCUGUGAAUUUGAUUUUGAACGACAAGCAAUUUAAAACUGACUCGAUAAAGAAGUUGUCUGGUGCUAUUCAGAUACCUACCGAAAUUAGUGACGUCAAUCCACAGCCAGACAGCGAUCUAGAGUAUUAUUCAGAGUUUUUCAAACUCCACAAAUACUUUGAAGAGACUUUUCCUCUUGUUCAUUCUCAUUUGAAGGUAGAAAAAGUCAACAAAUUAGGGUUGCUGUAUACAUGGGAGGGUUCCGAUCCAAGUUUGAAACCAAUACUAUUUAUGGCACACCAAGACGUCGUCCCAGUUAACAGAGAAUUAUGGGAUUCUUGGGAUUAUCCGCCAUUUUCGGGUCACUAUGAUCCAGAAACUGAUUAUAUUUGGGGUCGUGGUUCCAUUGAUUGUAAGAAUUUAUUGCUCGCUGAAUUAGAAGGUAUAGAACAACUGCUGCUUGAUGGUUACCAACCAAAAAGAUCUGUUAUCCUGUCCAUGGGCUUUGAUGAAGAAUCAAGUGGGUUUUUCGGCGCUAAAGCUCUGGCAUCGCUUUUGUUGGAAAGGUAUGGUCCAAACAGUAUGUUUUCCAUUAUGGAUGAGGGUGCUGGGCUUUUGAAAUUCAGAGAUAAUCUGUAUGUUGCCGCAGCUGUAAAUGCUGAGAAGGGUUAUGUCGAUGUUAAUAUUGCUGUUCACGGCCAUGGUGGUCAUUCAUCCGUUCAACCUGAUCAUACUACCAUUGGUGUCGCAUCAGAAUUGAUUUUUAUGAUGGAAAACGAUCCAUUUAAUUACGAUUUCUCGCUUGAUAACCCCAUAUAUGAUGUGCUACAAUGUGUUGCCGAACAUUCCACCUUUCUGCCACCCCACAUCAAAGACGCAAUUCUAAAAGCCCCGGUAGAUGAGGAUGAAAGGAAACUUUUAACAGAGUUUGCUAGUUCUCGUCGUGACCUACGUGAUAUGAUCAGAACAACUAGAGCCGUAGAUAUAAUCAACGGUGGUGUUAAGGCUAACGCAUUGCCAGGGUUGACUAGUUUUGUUAUUAAUCAUAGAGUGGAUAUUCAUUCAUCAGUGAACGAAACUGUGGAGAAUGAUUUGUAUUGGGCUAAAGUUAUUGCUAAAAAACAUGGCUACGGUUUGGCUUACCAUGAUGAAGUUAUCAUUCCGGAAACAAAACUAGGUCAUAUUUCUUUGACUUAUGAGAAGAUGCUAGAGCCUGCUCCAGUGUCACCAACUUCAGGACAUGUUUGGGAUAUUUUUGCAGGUACUGUCGAAAACUUGUUUCAAAAUGAAAUUCUGGCUGAUAAUAAAGAUGCCGAGGUUUACGUCACAGGUGGUUUGUUCUCUGGAAACACCGAUACAAAGUAUUACUGGGAUUUAAGCAGAAACAUAUAUCGGUUUGUUGCUAGUGUGUUUCCAUUACAACAACUGAGAACCAUUCACUCCGUUAACGAGCAUAUUUCUGCGUCUUCUCACAUGUCAGCGAUUGCUUUUGUGUAUGAAUAUAUUGUUAAUGUCAAUGAAUAUGGUCAUGACUGA
Messenger RNA from Saccharomyces eubayanus, 1740 nucleotides. Its product is annotated as M20 family metallopeptidase. The record is from RefSeq and is a predicted model, not a curated record. The transcript has a single exon. Gene Ontology annotation, cellular component: fungal-type vacuole lumen. Gene Ontology annotation, molecular function: metallocarboxypeptidase activity. Bases 1 to 1740 code for a protein of 579 amino acids. NCBI's taxonomy places the organism in Eukaryota, Fungi, Ascomycota, Saccharomycetes, Saccharomycetales, Saccharomycetaceae.